Messenger RNA from Pelodiscus sinensis (Chinese soft-shelled turtle), 4320 nucleotides. It is a transcript of the gene RAD18, whose product is annotated as RAD18 E3 ubiquitin protein ligase. The record is from RefSeq and is a predicted model, not a curated record. Gene Ontology annotation, cellular component: Rad6-Rad18 complex; nucleus. Gene Ontology annotation, molecular function: single-stranded DNA binding; ubiquitin protein ligase activity. Lineage: Eukaryota; Metazoa; Chordata; Testudines; Trionychidae. Gene Ontology annotation, biological process: protein monoubiquitination; DNA damage tolerance.
ACCUCCGGGGGCGGGGCCGGAAGUGCGCGGAGCCGGCUGCUGUCUGGAGCGGAGCGCGGGUGAUUCGGGGACGCUUGCGCGGCUGGAAGCGGCCUGUGGCGGGCACCAUGGCGCUGGCCGAGCCGGGCUGGCCGGAGAACCUCUCCCUGCUCAAAGCAGUAGAUGAUUUGUUGCGUUGUGGGAUAUGCUUUGAUUACUUUGAUAUUGCAAUGAUCAUACCACAGUGUUCACAUAACUAUUGUUCCCUUUGUAUACGCAAAUUUCUGUCUUACAAAACUCAGUGUCCAACAUGUUGUGUGGCAGUCACGGAACCUGACUUGAAAAAUAAUCGGAUAUUAGAUGAGCUGGUAAAAAACUUUAAUUCUGCAAGGCAGCAACUGUUCGACUUGGUCUUGGAUUCACCACCAGUUUCUCCUUCAACAAAUUAUACCAAAUAUUCUACUGUCAGAAGUCAUGCAUCAGGUUUCAUGGUUGGUUCAGCUUUAAAACAAAACAAACAAUGUAUAGACAACUUCCUAAUAAAGGAAAAUACUCCUACCCUUAAAAGGGCAUCUGUAUCUGCUGAGAUGGAAUGUAAAGGUUGUAACAGUGAACAAAUGACAGAUAAUAGAUGUAGUUCUGCAGGGACUCCUGAUGUGAUCAGUGAAGGGGUAUCAGCCACAAGUCCCAAAGGCAUGAGAAAUCCUGAGGCACCCUCUACCUCCGUUAUGAAAGUGGUUACAAAAGUGGAUUGUCCUGUAUGUGGGGUGUGUAUUCCAGAGCAGUAUAUAAACAGACACCUAGAUAGUUGUUUGAUAAGAGAUGAGAAGAAGGACAUCCUCAGAAGUUCUGGUCACAAAAGGAAAUUCCUGCCUAAAAUCGUUUACAACUUACUUUCUGAUCGUGAUCUGAAGAAGAAGCUAAAGGAAUAUGGGCUGUCUAUCCAAGGAACCAGGCAGCAGCUCAUUAAAAGGCAUCAAGAAUUUGUGCAUAUGCAUAAUGCUCAGUGUGAUUCUUUAAAUCCUAAAUCAGUGGCUGAAAUAGUGAAAGAGCUUGAAAACAAUGAGAGAACUCGGACUCAGCUUGAAUUCAAUAAAGCUGGUGAAAAUAGCAUGACAUUUACAAAGGACCAGACAGAAAAAGAAAUAGAGGAGAUUCACACCGAUUAUCGGAAUAAACAUAAAGGUGAAUUUCAGCUUUUAGUGAAUCAGAUAAAUAACAGAUGGAAGAAAACUGGUAAAAGGAAAAUUGAGAGCUUACAAGAGAGAGAAGUACCCACUGAUGAAGAACAAGCAGCAGACACAGGAGAACAGAAUAUUAAAAAACAAUGCAUAGACCACAUGUCUGUAACAGACCAGGUACUCAAAAUAGAAAUACCUGAUUUUGACACAAGGAAAUCCCAUAAUAUGGCUGAGACCUCGGAAUCUCUUUCUCCUGCAUUCUCAGAAUCAUCAGGAUCAUCAAGAAGCUCCAGUUCAGAUAUUUUGAGAGAUCUGCAAGAAGUUGAGAUGUUCACAGAGCCAUCCAAUAACAGCCUUCCAGAAGUGAAAGUUAGCAAACGAAAAUUACAUCGCCCCAAAACACCAGAAAGUGGGCAAUUGCUUCCCAGGAGUAAGCGGAAGAAGAACUAGCAAUACAGUCACCUGACAUCUAAGGCUAUGCAGUCAUCUGGAUACUCUAUGAGAUUUCCAUACAGUUUCUCUCUUUUUUUCCCAGGUAUGUCUGGGGGCACUUGAAGACUUUAAGCACUGAAAUUAUGUGCAUUCCUAUCAUUUAAACUGCCUUGAAAUAACUGAUAUACUUGUGUUUGCUUACAAUACUGGGGCCAUUUCAUUUUAAGAAUGGACAUGCAAUAAUGCUGCAUCUUUCUAUAAACAUUUAACUCUUCUGCCCAUAUUUUUAGCAUGACAAAUAUGUUGCAUUGUGGGGAAAAUGGUUUUUAUCAUUUAGGAAGAAAUGUUGACACCUUUGCUCAGGUAGGAGAAUAGUUUACUCCGUAAGUAGCCUUCUUAAGAUCGGUGUGACUAUUUGUGGAGUAAGAUUUCCUUAAUGGAGAAAACUGGCACCUGACAAAGGACAGCGUGGUGUUGCACUGCUUCAGAGCAGAGCUUGGACCAAGUUUUGAUUUAAGUCACAGUUGAAACCCAAAAAUGGGGAUGCAAGCUUUGCUAAUUCUUUUCCUUGGGCUGCUUACUUCCAUGUGAUAGCUCAGUUUCUGGCUGGAGCCAAAGAUUGACUCCCUAUUUACUGGUGUAGGAGAGAGGAUGUAGCUGUGUGAUGGAGCCUGAGGGUCGUAGGGAAUAUAUAGGCUGGCUCAGUUGUAACCAGUGUGAAUAGGGGAAUCGGAUCUGUCCCUUAACCAUUCCAUAAUUAGAUAAACAUAACCCCUGCAUUUAAAAUGUCUGAAUUUCUUACGAAUUAUUGUAAAUGUUCAACACACCACAAACCAUACUAAAGAGUAAUAUAAAUCCAGUGACCUUUUGUACUACCAGCGUUUUAUCUUAAAUAUUUGUGGUAGUUGGGCUCUAUUUGCAUUGGUAUUAACCAAAAUCUUUGCCUUUUUGAAAUUGUAAUGAAAUGAUAAGGCAGGGAGAUUAAUAUAUUUGGUCACUAUGAAACAAUUUGAUUUUGCAGGUGGUAGAAAUAUUUCAUAUUUCAAACCAUUUCAGUCCCAAAGCAAUAUGCUGUGUGAAAAUAUAUAUUUGUAAGGUUAUUCUUAUUCCUUUCAUUAUUGUAGUUUAAGCAUUAAGUUUAAAUUGAAGAUUCCAUGGUUUUUAGAAUGUAUGUAUUCUAGAUGUGAAAUAAAUAUUAAAAUGUAUAUAUGCUUAUUUUAAUAGUUUAAAGGCAUAUACAAAAAUUAAAGGGGCUCUUUCCCCUAUAUAGGACUCACACAGAGAAUACAUACUCUCCCCGAAUUUAAAAAUAAUCAAAUUUAGUCCCCUUGGAAAGCAAAGUCUACAUGGUCAUGACUGUUUUGUGUGACGCACAAAAUCCAGUUACUGGUUAAGAUAGAGGGUUCUGUGAAUUUAUAUUUUAAAAUACAGUUUUGAAGUUUGAGGUUAACAUGCUUCUACUGGGAAAACUGCUUACUGUUGGGUAUUUCCAUUCGGCCCAGGGUAGCAAACAGUGUAUCUGUUCUAAUAGGCAUAUCUGCAGCUAGUGUAAACUGUCAUAGUAGAGAUAAGAAAUAAGAGCUUGGAUGCGGCAUUUUCUAAUUAAAAUAAUCCCAUUGAGACUAGAUAACUACUAACUACAAUUAUUAGGUUAUUGUAUUGUGGUUCAUGGCAAUUAACAGAAGCAAGAUUUAAAUUCCACUCAAUUAUAUAGAGAAAGAUAUAAAACAUGUUACAUACAUAGGUCAACAUCUGUUGACUUAAAUGGCAGUUUACAGUAGCAAAGGAUGUCCCAGGUGAGUUUGCAGUACCAGGUCCUUGCUUUUGAUUGCCCUAUUUUUAUAGUUAGUUGGGGUUAAUUAAAUACUUAAAAAAACAUGAUUUUACUCCACUGCUAGGCAUGGACAAUUCCAUCAAUGAAAAUGUAACCAGUACUAGCACAUACUUGAAAUUUAACCACAGAGGGCAAGUGUGAAAAUAUUGUUAAUAAAAUUUGAGUAACGAGGUCUGGGCCUUUGCAUUGCUUGUUAAUGUGCUACUCUAACAGGAGGCUCUGAAACUGCUGAAAUGUCAGUGAGUAUUAUAGUUCAACUGAAGUAGUAAGUACCUUUGUUAAUGUUGGCACAAUAGGCAACUGUUUAUAGAAUUGCUAACUUAUGUUUAAAACUGUGCAUUUGCAAAGUUAAAUCCAUGAGCAUGUAAACCAAAAAAAUAUCUUUAUAAAAGCCACUCUCUUGGUAGAGUUGAAUCUGUUAGAUUUCCUGUUCAUGGUGUAUGCUCCUUAUACUCUGCAUUUCACUAAUACACUAGGUUAUUUCUGUAUAUACCUGCAGCCAGUGAAAUGUUACACUGAAACCGUGAAAUAUUUAAAACAUAAGAUUUUGUGAAAAUUAAAUACAUGGCAAAAUUCAGGAUAUUCUAGGAAAAUCAUGUGAAUGGUUGAAACUUGUGUUCCAAAGUUCCCUUCAGUACGCUGUGUUCCCUGAACAUCAAAAUGACUCUGUUUUUUACAUACAAGAUGGAAAAUAUAAAUCAUUAAAUUUGAGUGAUGUCAUUGCAAGCAAUACAGUAAGAUAGACACAAAAUAAUUAAAAGAUGAAAUUUGCAGGUUAGUCUUUUAUGUUUUCCAAUUUGUGCUUUCAUUGCUGUUGAUUUUUAUUGUAAUUUGUGAUACUGCCUGCUAAUAUCUCUUUGUAAUAAAACUUGAUACAAAUGCUUGUUAUGAGAC